Molecule: messenger RNA, 7173 nt
Organism: Rattus norvegicus (Norway rat)
Lineage: Eukaryota; Metazoa; Chordata; Mammalia; Rodentia; Muridae
Source: RefSeq, a predicted model, not a curated record
ACAUUUAUUGUUAAGUAAAGUAAUUGUGACAUCAGAAGAAAACCAUCCAAUCAUAGUUGCUGCUUUUUUCUCUAAAUUUCUUCUCCCUUUUGCUAGUCUUUUCUCACUACCACAGUUUCAUCUCUCGUCUGUCCAGUAGGUCUCUGUACAUUAUUUAGUAUGCUAACACUAUAACACUUCAGUUUAUAUUUGUAGUGAAAAUUGGACCCAGAAUCUUAGAAGUGCUCAGCUGGAAUACAUCUCUUCUCAUGAACUGCAGAACUCAAGAUACUAAACAUUUGCUUUUUGGAAAAUUCACUACCAAUAAAAGGCCCAAGACUCUGGAACCAGCGAAUCACACUUUUUACAAUGGAUUUUCAGGACUCAGGCUGUAGAUGCCGUAAGAUAGGGCUUCAGCGAUGUUCAUAUUGCAGACCCCAGGCCUGCAGUUGCAGUCAGAGGCACUCUCUGACCCAAAAAGGCAUGGCCAGACCUAGGCAACUCCGGGGCCUAGGAAUGUGCAUUACUGCGGUGCUGGCCUCCUUCAUCAUGGGCUUUACUGUGGGUUGGUUUACUAAGCCUCUCAAAGAAACAACUACUUCAUCUGCUUAUCAUCAAAGUAUACAACAGAAACUCUUGUCUGAAAUGAAAGCUGAAAAUAUUAGAUCAUUUCUUCGUUCCUUUACAAAACUUCCCCAUCUGGCAGGAACGGAACAAAAUUUACUACUUGCCAAGAAAAUCCAAACACAAUGGAAGAAAUUCGGAUUAGAUUCAGCCAACCUGGUUCAUUAUGAUGUUCUCUUGUCUUACCCAAAUGAGACAAAUGCAAACUAUGUAUCCAUUGUGGAUGAACAUGGAGCUGAGAUUUUUAAAACAUCAUACCUUGAGCCACCACCAGAUGGAUAUGAGAAUGUCACAAACAUCGUACCACCAUAUAAUGCAUUUUCAGCCCAUGGGAUGCCAGAGGGAGAGCUUGUGUAUGUCAACUAUGCUCGUACUGAGGACUUCUUCAAACUAGAAAGAGAGAUGCACAUCAACUGCACUGGCAAGAUUGUUAUUGCAAGAUAUGGGAAAAUCUUUAGAGGAAACAAAGUCAAAAAUGCCAUGCUAGCUGGAGCCAUGGGAAUCAUUCUGUACUCUGAUCCAGCUGACUACUUUGCCCCUGGUGUACAGCCAUAUCCCAAAGGAUGGAACCUUCCUGGAGCUGCAGCCCAGAGAGGAAAUGUCUUAAAUCUGAAUGGGGCAGGUGACCCACUCACUCCAGGUUAUCCAGCUAAAGAAUAUACCUUCAGACUUCCUGUUGAAGAAGCAGUGGGGAUUCCAAACAUACCUGUACAUCCAAUUGGAUAUAAUGAUGCAGAGAGACUGUUACGCAACUUGGGAGGAACUGCUCCACCAGACCAAAGCUGGAAGGGAAGUCUAAAUGUUAGUUACAAUAUUGGGCCUGGCUUUUCAGGAAGUGAAUAUUCCAGGAAAGUUCGAAUGCAUGUUCAUAAUAUUAACAAAAUCACAAGAAUUUACAAUGUAAUUGGAACUAUCAGAGGGUCUACAGAGCCUGACAGGUAUGUCAUUCUCGGAGGUCAUCGUGACUCCUGGGUGUUUGGAGGGAUUGACCCUACGACUGGGACAGCAGUUUUGCAAGAGAUUGCGCGAAGUUUUGGAAAACUGGUGAAUGGAGGUUGGAAACCUAGGAGAACUAUUAUUUUUGCCAGCUGGGAUGCAGAAGAGUUUGGGCUGCUGGGUUCAACAGAAUGGGCUGAAGAGAAUGCAAAGAUCCUACAGGAGAGAAGCAUUGCUUACAUCAACUCAGAUUCGGCUAUAGAAGGUAAUUACACUCUCCGAGUUGAUUGCACUCCUCUUCUCCACCAGUUGGUGUAUAAAGUGGCAAGAGAGAUUUCCAGUCCUGAUGAUGGUUUUGAAAGUAAAUCACUUUAUGAAAGCUGGCUGGAAAAAGACCCUUCACCUGAAAAUAAAGAACGUCCUAGAAGCAGUUCCCAGCACCCAAGAGAUCCAAUAGCUGUUUCUGGCUUCUGUGAGCAUCUGAAUGUGAGUAUAAAUAAGAUGAAUCAUAUGGCAAUUUUGCUAUAUAUUAGUCAUUAUCUGGCAUCUUUAUGUAACUUUAAUUUCAGAUAUGUAGUAGAUAUCUUAAAUAAUAGUAUAACUUUGUGCAAUAAUAAUGUAAAAAUUAAAUGUUUUAUAUGUUUUCAUGUGCUUGGAUAUGCGUGUGUGUGUGUGUGUGUGUAUACAUUGUACAUUUAUGUAUGUGUUGGUGUGAGCCAAAGGUUAAUGCUGGGUAUUUUCUUCCAUUGAUUUCCAACCUUAUUUUUUCCCCUUUUAUAAAAAAUUUAUUUCAUUUUUUAAUGAUAUGUGUCUAUGUAUAUCUCUGUGGGUAUAUGCGGAGGUAAAAUGAGUUGGAUAAACUAAAAACAGGAGUUUACAUCGCACCUAUGCGAUUUCUGGGAACUGAGCUCAUGUCCUCUGCAAGGUCUGUAUGUGGUCUUAAUCACUGAGUCAUCUCUUCAGCCUCUCCACCUUAUUCACUUUCACUUUUCACGUUAGAUCAUUCAUUGACCCUGUAGCACCCAGCAAAACUGUCUGGUUGUGAAUUUCCAGGACCUUGUUGUAUUUGCUCCCAAACCCCCAAACACUGGGGUUUAAGAUGUGUGUGGCUAGGACUGGCUUUUAUGUGGACGGUGCAAAUCUUAAUUCAAUGUCUUCAUGCUUACAUAGCAAGCACUUUGCCCAUUGAAUCAUCUCCCUAGACCCCUGCAUUUUUAUUUUAUAUUUAAUAAAGAAACAUUUACAAUAAUCACCUAUUUGUGUGCCUUCCUGUAGUUUAGAUUUUUAUUUUUUUUUAUCUUUUUUCUUUUUUUUUUUUUUUUUUGGUUCUUUUUUUCGGAGCUGGGGACCGAACCCAGGGCCUUGCGCUUCCUAGGCAAGCGCUCUACCACUGAGCUAAAUCCCCAGCCCCUUUUUUUAUCUUUUUUCAUUUAUGCUGUAGUAACUUUGUGAAUUUAUUAUAUACUUAUCCAUUUUUAUUACUGUAUGAUUUCUAAAACUGGAAUUGGAAAUUUCUAAAAUUAGUGGAAAGUGGUAGUUUAUGACUUCAUUUUAUUUUCUAAAGUCUUCCUUAAAAUAUCAUUUUAUUUAUUUUUAAUUAUAUAUUUUUAAUUAUUCUUUCUAUUUUUUUUUACUAUAAUUAUGUCAUUUUCCCCUUUCCUUUCUUCCCGCCAUCAUUUCCCAUGUACUCUUUCAAAUCCAUGGUCUCUUUUCUUUAAGUAAUGUUACCUUUAUGUUUGUCUGUACACAGACUCACUGAGUACACGCCUCAAUGUAUGCCUACAACUCAAUCCGCACAGUAUUAGUUGUUUAUGUUCUGGGGCUGACCAUUUGGUGUGCUGUUUCCUGGGCGAAGACUGUUUCUUUGGCUCUCAUCAUUCCUUAGUUGUCUGGAGGUUUUUGUCUUUGGUUAAUCCUUCUUAAGCCUUUUUCCUUCCCAUAUUAGCAUAUCUGUAGGUGUUUUCCUUGUUUAGGCAGCCAUGGUGGUGAGGUUUCCUAGGAGUAGAUUUUCUGACAUUUCUUGUUCCUCUGGACCUUAAACCUUUGUAUUUCCUUUUCCAAAAUGAUCCCUGAGCGUCAGGUUCAGAGACUGUUGUAGAUAUAUUAGUUAGGACUGGGCUCCCAUGUUGAUCAAGUAUUGAUUUCUGUAUUGUAUCCUGCCACAUUCCUAAAGAUUUAAAAUGUCUACAGGUUUUCUGGUCGAAUUAUAGGGGUCUCUAGGUAUCAUACUAUGUCAUCUUCUAAAAGGGAUAGUUUGGCUUCUUUUCCUAUUUGUGUACUGUUAAUUUCCUUCUCUUCCACAAUAACUCCAGCUAGUGCUUUUAACACAAUAUUGAAGAGAAGUAGGAGUAGCAAAUAACCCUGGGGUUGCUUCAAUUUUUCUCCCAUUUAGAAUGAUGUUGGUUGUAGGUUUCUCAUAUAUGGCUCUUAUUAUUUGAGUUUUGUUCUCUCCAGUCCCACCUUACUCUAUGACUUUUAUCAUCAAGGUAUGUUGGAUUUUGGUGAAGAAACCAUGCUGGAUUUUCUGUAUCUAUCGAGGUGAUCAGGUGAUUUUUGUUUUUUAUGUCAAUUUCUUUGCCUUAUAACAUAUUUUGACUUUGUAUGUUGAACCAUCUCUGCAUCUCAGAGACAGAGCCAACUUUGUCGUGAUGGAUAACAUUUUGGAUGAGUGUUUGUAUUUGUUUCACGCAUAUUUCAUUGACUCUAUGUUCAUCGAAGAAAUUGGCAUAAGCUAUAAAGUUUUCUUCGUUUGUUACAUCUUUAUGUGAUUUGGCUAUUAGAGUGAUACUGGAUUCAUGGAAGGAGUUUGGAAACACUCUUUUCUGGUUCUAUUUUAUAGGAUAGUUAAGAUCUUCUUUGACAUUCUUACAGAAUGCUGUUGUGAGUCCAUCUGGCCAAGAACUUCUUAAAGUCUUUAUAACUUUUAAAUCCUUAUUUGUUAUGGUUUCUUUAACUUGUCCACUUCUUACUGGUAUAAUUUUGGUGAUUUAGUUGAAUACAGAAAUGUAUUCAUUUCUUUUAGGUUUUCCAAAUUAAUGGAGUACAAGCUAUUAAUUUUUUUCUGUCUGUUUUAGUAUUUCAUUGUUUAUUUAUGAUUUCUAUUAAUUUGGUUCCAUUUUUUUUUCAUUUUUCUGGGGGAAGGAGGAAUUAAUAUGGCCAAGAGUCUGUUCUUGUUUAUCUUCUCAAAGAGCCAGUUCUUCAAUUCACCAUUUUUUGUAUUAUUCUCUCUCUCUCUCUCUCUCUCUCUCUCUCUUUCUCUUUUUCCUGGUUUUGAUUAUUUCUUGCUGCUGAUUUGUUUGUUCUUUUUUCCUCCCAAUUAUAACUUCACUGAAGGGCAUCAUUAAAUAAUUUAUUUGUACACUUUCUGAUUUUUGAAUGUAGGCACUUGGAGUUAUGAGUUACACUGGACUGCUUUUAGGUCUUAGGACCUCUCAGAUUUUGUGGUGUUGUAAUAUUUGAUUUUUCACUUAAUUCCAGUAAAUUUUUAUUUCUCUUGAGAAAUGAUGGCUCAGUAAUAUGUUAUUUAAUUUUCAUACAUUGUGUAUUUAUUAGAAUUUCAUAUGCUUUUAAGUUUCUUUGGUCAAAGAUGAUACAUGGAAUUAUUUCAAAUAUUCUGAAUUUUGUAAGAAAUUGUUUUGAUCCCAAAAUAUGGGGGAAAAAAGUACCCCUGUGCUUGGUUAAUUAAAUAUAUUUACUUCAGUGUUUUCCUAGACUAUUUUAUACAUAUCUUUUAGGUCUAUUUGAUAUAUAAUGUCAUUUAAUUUUAUUUCUCUUAUUUUUGUCCAGAUCUGACUAUUGAAAAAAAGUGGGAUUUUUGACAUCACCUAUACCUACUAUUUAUGAGUUGAUGUUGAUUUGUGACUUCAAUAGUAUUUACUUUAUUUUAUGAAAUCAAGUGCUCUAGAGUUUGAUACAUAUAUAUUUAAGAUAAUAUACUCUUCUAGGUUAAUUGUUCCCUUGAUUACAAAAUUCUGAUAAGUUUUAGUUUGAGCCCUAUUUUAUCAGAUAUUAUGGUAUUAAGACUUGCUUCCUGGUCUAAUUUAAUGGGAGUUUUGUUGUUGUUAUUGUUUUGUUUUGUUUCGUUUUUUAGGGAAGUCUUUUUACAUAGGGUAGUAUCUAUUUAUCCUGAAUAUAUCAUAGAAUAUAUAUCAACUAUGAGGGAUCCUUCAACCAUGAUGGAUAGUUUUGCUAGGUAAAUCAUUCUAGUUUCCUUGGACUUAUAAUACAUUGACCCUGGUCCUUCUGCAUUUCAAAAUUUUUCCAAUGAGAAAUCAACAGUUAUUCUGAUGGGAUAUUUUUAUAUGGCUCAUUUUUUUCUUUUAUAGCUCUUAAUAUUCUCUAUGUUAUGUAUACAGUAUUUUAACUAUAAUAUAUCAUGGGAAUUCUCUUUUCUGAUGUUGAAUAUUUGGUGUUCUGCGUGUUUCUGUUACCUAUAUGGGUAAGUUUUUUUCUUAGUUGAGAAAGUAUUUUUUUCCUAUGAUUUGGGUGAAUAUGUGGUCUAUGUCUUUUUUCUUUUUAAAUAUUUAUUAUAUAUACAUACACUGUAACUGUCUUCAGACACACCAGAAGAGGGGAUGAGAUCUCAUUAUAGAUGGUUGUGAAACACCAUGCUGGGAUUUGAACUCAGGACCUCUGGAAGAGCAGUCAGUGCUCUUAACCACUGAACCAUCUCUCUAGCCCCUGGUCUAUGUCUUUGGUCUGGGGUUCUUCUUCCUCUUCUAGUCGUAUAAUUUGAAUGUUAGUCUUCUGAUAAUGUCUCACAUUUCCUGUAUGUUACUUUUUUGUGUUUUUAAAAUUCUUUUUUUCAUAUAAUUUAUUUUACAUUUUGUCUUAGUUAGGGCUUUACUACUGUGAAUAGACACCAUGACCAAAGCAACUCUUAAAAAGGACAUUUAGAUCCUGGAGAAGAAUGUUAUUUCGACUCUCUUUCCCCUUUCCCUUUCUUUGCCUCUGUCUCUCUCUCUCUGUCUCUCUGUCUCUCUGUCUCUUUCUGUCUCUCUGUUUCUCUGUCUGUCUGUCUGUCUCUCUCUCUCUCUUUCUCUCUGUCUCUCUCUCUCUCUCUGUUCAUUCAUAUAUCACACAUUUGUGUUGAGGUCAGAGGACAAUUUGUCCUUGUUUCCCUCCUUCUAUUAUGUGGAUCCCAAGAAAACUCAGGCUCAUUGACAAGCAUCAUUAUCUCUAAGCCAUCUUGCUGGUCCCUAAAUCAGUCCUGUAAAACUUUAAAUGUGUUUGUUCCCUUAUAAAAGUUUCAUAUGCUUAUUCAGCAGAAAAUAAAACACUAUAAACAGCUUGAGGUAAACUAUGAAAAUGGCUCAUUAAGUUGUUUGAAUCUUUCUGUUCAUUAAAAAAUUAGGCUUGUCGCAUUAAUAUUCUAGCAAAUAAUAGAAUAUCUUCAAGAUUGUUUGGCUUUUACUAAUUCCUAUGAUAAUUUGCUAUGAAUAUUCUUAGCUACUCUUGAAGCGGGAUUCGUUUUCCCAUCUGUUUGACUUGGUAUUAUUUAUUAUUUUAUGCCAUAUAGUUACUUAUGCAUAUUCUAUACCUAGAAUCAAUAAGUUGGGAUCUGGGAGUGAUUUUGAGGCUUACUUUCAAAGACUUGGAAUUGCUUCAGGCAGAGCUCGCUACACUAAGAACAAG